CAAUGGCUAAUAUAUUUACUGCUGCUGCAGUCUUCGUCGUUCAGGUCGCAACGGCUCUUGCCAUCCACCGUUGCAGACAAGAAUUCAAGUCGUUGGUUGGGAUUGUAUUCUUGCCAACGAAUAGAUCACUUGAACGGUACGAGGCGAACGCGUUUUGCGAAUGGUUUAUCGUUCCGGACGUGCCCGGUGCGUCUGUAAUCAUUACGUUUGUUACAAUGAAUCUGGAGGAUACUUAUGACACAUUGGAGGUCUUUACCGGCUCGUCGAAUUAUACGGAAAACGUAGCGACGUAUCAUGGUUCUGUUUUGCCGUAUGAGUCUAUGUAUGAAGCUCCCAUAAAACUGAAGUUUACAUCUGAUAACAGCAUUGAAUAUUCCGGGUUUGAAUUGACCUACAAAGUUUGUAGCGGAGUAGCACCAAAAUUUUCGAAAAAAACAAAAUCACGAGUAACUACUAAGAAAGGUGAGAAAGUCGUGUUGAAGAGCCAUGCAACCGGAAUUCCUUUUCCCGAAGUCACGUGGUACAAAAAUGGGAUAGACGUACACCAAUCUUUACAAUCAGAUUUCAGCAUGACUUCUACUGAUCUUAUCAUUCGAUCCAUUUCCGAGCAAGACUCUGGUUUCUAUUCGUGUAAAGCUCAAAAUCAUUUGAAUACGACAACCUUCUUCGUAUACAUCACAGUUUAUGUACCACCUGUAAUUUUGAGACAACCUGUGGAUCUGUUCUUUGACAACUUGUAUAAAAUCAAACAAAACACAAGUCAAUCAGCAGUGUAUUUUUGUGAAGUCUAUGGUAUACCUUAUCCACACGUUUACUGGAAAAAGGAUGGGCGUUAUAUUUUCAACAAAAUUUUCCGGUUUUAUUCAAGGUUUCUGAUAAUAACUAAUGUUACUGGUUUGGAUUCUGGAAGUUAUAGUUGCUAUGUGAAUAACACUGCUGGAAGCGUUGAGUCACGUCAAGCCUCGUUGAAGAUUGGAAAGAUAUGGAAUGACUCUUUUGCUGCAAUCAAAUAUAUACCAGAGGCAGGAGAAUUAUCAAGUGGCAAUACAGGCAUACUAGACAUACAUUACAAUCGCAAUCAAUUCACACUUCACAAUGUGUCAGUAACAUUAGAUGGCCGCCCUUACACUCGCGUGUCCUCGCCUCGGACUACAAGUACUGGCGAAACCAUAAUGGAAAUUGGACCGAUGACGGAUCAGUCAGACUCUGGCGUAUACGGAUGGCACUAUUACUUGGAAGAAAGAAAGUCUCAAAAUGUGUUGGUCGUAUCAUCAUACACCGCAAUUAUGAUAAAAGAGAGACUCAACAUUAGCAUCACGCCAUCUCCUGUACUACUUUUUGACACGUUUGAAAAACGUUCAAUGAGUUGCCUGGCGAAAGCAAGUUACCCUCUAGUAAACAGAAUCACGUGGUAUGAAAAUGGAGUCUCAAUCUACGAUCUUCUCAAACGGCCAAGCGCCUACCUGGUCAUUAAAACUGGUUAUCUGAAAAACACGACGUUGAAACACUUUACAUGCAAAGCUAACAACAACAUGGGAUACGUUUCAGCUUCGAUUUCCGUGCUGCUAAGAACUGAAGGAAGUUGGAGCUGGUGGACAGAAUCGAGCCAUUGCAGCGUGACUUGCGGAUUUACCCCCGGGUUUAGGAUAGUAGAGCGCAAGUGUAUUGAGACAUCUCGUUGUCGUGGUUUGAAUUACAGGAUGGACACUUGCUUUCCACAACGUCGAUACUGUCCCGAGAGUAAAACAUCAUCUCCUCUACUAUCUUCUACGGUAAUCAGAAGUGCAACUAGAACCGCCCCGAAGACUGCAAUGUCUACAACAAACAUCACGACAUCGUCAUCAACAUUCUUUCCAACUACUAUGACAUCCACUGCCCGUGUUGCCCAAGAAUCUAUUCUCGAUGUCGAUUUUGCAUUGACGUGUAUUAUACCGGCGGUUUUUCUUACGGCAAUAUUUACAGCUCUAGUCUCUUUUUGUGUUUUCAAAAGAUAUCAGACUUCAACUCGUGGACAAAACAAGAGCGAGUUGGAUUCACAAACAAGAAAUUGCACUAGAACAAAUGGAAACGCCUACGCCGCUUUUGCCAAAAACCUAAAGAAUGAUAUCAAUUCACAGCUUAGCGAGCAAAGAGAGUUAGAGAUUGAUAAGGUGGUCGCCUGUCCGUUAGAUGACGAUCACGCUAAUUCGACUGUUGGAGCUCAACUAUCUGAAUCCCGUUUUUGUUCUUCACGAGAAACAGAUCUGUGACGCAGUUCACGACACGAGGUCGGAUGCUGCUUUGCAGAAUGUAGAUAUGCAAUAAUCUACUGUACAUAUGGAAAUCAAACACACCGACCUUUGAAAUUUCAGAAUCUUAGAUAUGAAAUAUUUGAAACGGUACAAACAGCACAGCAUGCAUGUACAUGCAAUUUAAGAAUUUGAAUUGACUCGCUAAAAUUUGUAAAUCUUGCUUAUACAACGCUUUCAUUUUCGAAAAUAGAAUUCGAUAAUUUUUAUAAAAGUACUGUAACAAUUAUAUGUAAUACUA
This is a messenger RNA of Corticium candelabrum, 2529 nucleotides long. Its product is annotated as hemicentin-1-like. The transcript is spliced from 9 exons. Gene Ontology annotation, biological process: homophilic cell-cell adhesion; synapse organization. Gene Ontology annotation, cellular component: plasma membrane; axon; neuronal cell body. The record is from RefSeq and is a predicted model, not a curated record. The coding region runs from base 3 to 2249 and encodes 748 amino acids. Gene Ontology annotation, molecular function: axon guidance receptor activity. Lineage: Eukaryota; Metazoa; Porifera; Homoscleromorpha; Homosclerophorida; Plakinidae.